GAAUGUGAAUAACGUGUUGCCAGCUGUAACUCGCGGUAGCCGAAUGGUUCCCGGAACCCUGUAAUUUGGCUUUAGUCUAGUUUAAAGACAAAAUGCUGCCCAGCGCAGGAUUUUUCGCCACCGUCACGUGUCCUUUCCACGCGCGGGGUUUCUGCGAGCGACCCUUCUGCCCUUUCAGACAUGAUGAUGCCGCAGAGCUGAGCAACUGGAAAAUACAAGGAGGUGGAAAAGCUCCUCUGCCUCUCUGCAAAGAAGGCUGUUGGGUAACUACAGAGAAAAACAGCUGCUUUUUGGAAUUGGAGAGGAUCAACAAAGAGAUUGAAACAGUCAAGUGUGAGGUGGAGAAGGAGCAGCGGCGGCUAUCCCAUUACCAGACUUUUCAGGAGGACUGUGCUGGUAAUGGCUCAAGCAAUGAUUUGAAUCUGCAUAAUGGACUCAAAGAAUUACAGCCUAAGAGCGCUGUAGAAUUCCCAAAGCCAACCUGCGAUGGAGAGGAAAGGCAGAAUCUUAAAAGGACACGAAAAAGCAGUUCUGAAAACCAAAGUGGGUCAAGAACUGAUGUGGAUUCAGAUGAGGAAGGAGUCUUAAUAAUUGAUAUUCCAGCACUAGAAGAGCACAAGAAGAGGCCUAGGUCCACGAAGUGCAAGACCAACACAAAGGUACUGCUGGAAAGAUCUGAAAUUGAUGUACCAGUACCCUUGAUGUCUGAAGUGUCAGCUUCAACAAAACCUGACUUGGAUGUUUUGACUUCUGCUAUGGAAUCUGGGUAUUCUAACUGUGCAGACUCAGCAAUAGUUAAUCAGGGAGAUUAUGGUAAAGGAAAGCUCUUUGAAGAUGUAUCUCAGUGUCUGGAAAAACUUGAAAGUAAAAAAAUGGCUUAUUUGCCAGAGCAUGAGCUUGUUAAAGGGAGCAAGAUGUAUGGUGUUUCAGAAUGUUCUGGACUGAUUUCAACCUCUUGGCCUGAGAAGACUCUGCUAGUCAAGCAUACUUCUACUCCACCAAGCAAAAUGGAGACUGUAAUUCAGAAUAUAAUUCCAGCUGAUCCUUUUGAUAAGGACUACUGCUUACAACAGAAACCAGUGACAAGUCGAGCUGCUUCCGAGGCUCUGAAUGACGAAUAUUCCUCGGCUUCAGCCCUUAAGGCUAAGCAUGAAGAGCAGCAAGACACGCAACAAGCUAUCCCUUCAGCUGAAACCACUUGGGUGCCUGUGCUACCAGGUGUGUCGUGUGAUCAAAAAACGGUAACACCGUUGAACUUUGCAGGGGCUCUUCUAGUAGGUACUGGUGAUCACCAAACUGCUGAUCACCAGACCACUAACCAGCUGACUCCUACUAAUGUGCAACAGAUCAAGCAACUUGCUGUUACUAAUUACCAAGGUGCUGACAUACCAGCAAAAGAUUACCAGCCCAUCUACAAUCAACCAGUGGCUUCUACAGAUGUUUUCCAACCAAUAUCCAAAUCUUUGACGAGCACUCUACAACCAGCUUCUUGUGACUUUGGACUGUAUGCUACACAGCCAAACAAUAUACCUGGAAAUGCCAAUCAAGCUAUUGGAACAGGUUUGAGCUCUGAGGAGGACAACUGUUCUGACGUGGAGCUGUCGGACAGUGAUCCUAUGGAAGAAUGUUACCGCAUAUUCAUGGAGGCCAACCAAACUGAACCAGCACAAAUCCAAAAUGACAUCCAGACAGAGACUGUAGUUGUGGAGAAGACUGAAAUGGAGAAGAAACCUCUUCCAGUUUCAGGGCCAAAGAAAAGAGUAGCACAUGUGUCCAAGCAUGAGCUGGAGCAAAAAGCCACAGUGGCAAUGGCCAGUGUCAAAGGGGGACAGACUUUCACUACUGUCACAAGUCUGCAGAAAAAUCUGGAAAAUGUAACUCCUUCCCCGUCGAAGAUUCCUGUGCAAACCAGUAAGUGUGGGAAGCUUGAAUCCUCAGAAAGGAGAAAUGCCUGUGUAAAUAUCCUCCCAGUUGGAGCCACUAUACAGUGGGCCAAUGUGCACUUCAUCCUCCCAGAGGGCACAAUUGCUCUGCCCCUGAGUUCUGUCCCCACCCCACCAAGUGCUUCCAGCAUUCAUUCCCCUAUGCCACUGCCUCAGCACCCUAUUGUUACCCCUGCCAAGCCCCUGCCCCAGCCAGCUGCUUCUAAGCGGAGGCCUAAAGUCCGUCCAGAGGCCAGUACCAAAGUUCCCCAUGAUCUUCGGCAGCGCUAUGUCAACUUGUUUGUUGAGGAAUUCCUGAAAACAUCUUUUACUGUCCAAGAUGCCUUUGAAAAGGCCCUAGCUGAAGAGAAGACCAUAUAUGACCGAAGCAUAAACAAGCUGAAGUAUCUCAGUGUGGCUGUUAAUGUGCUCAAGAGGCUCAAAAACCAGUGUGUGAACUCUCCUAAAACCAGUACUGAGGCCACUGUUCUGGGGUCAAGGGGCCACAUUUCUCUUAGUCCUCUACUUCUGCUGACCAGUGAUACAGCGGUGGUUGCUUUGUACAACCAGCUGAAGGAUUAUACCUUAUCUGAAGCUCUGCUCAAGGAGAAUAACUAUGCCUUUGCCCACCCGGACAUACCUGGAAGGGCCAUUCAGUAUGGUAGCAUCAGAAAGGGAGGCACUGACUCACUAAAGAAGAUCUGCUGUCGAUGUGGAGCAACAUUCUCUGUGAGCUUGACGGGGACCUAUACCAGAAAGGAGGAGUGUAACUAUCAUUAUGGGAAAGUAGUAGAAAAUAAAGUACCUGGUGGAGUAGAAACACGCUACAGUUGCUGUGAAGGUGCUGUUGGGACCCCUGGGUGCCAAGUAUUCAAGCUGCAUGUGCAUGAUGCUCUCAGCCUUGAUGGCUUUGUUAGGAGCAUCCCUAGCCCUUCACUGGACAAUGGCUGCCCUGGUGUGUUUGCACUGGACUGUGAGAUGUGCUACACCACAAAGGGUCUGGAACUGGCCAGAGUAACAGUGGUCAAUCCCAAACUGCAGGUCAUCUAUGACACGUUUGUUAAACCUGACAGUGAGGUCAUUGAUUACAAUACCAGGUUCACGGGAAUAAGUGAAGAGGAUCUCUCCCAAGCAAACUCAUCUAUUUCUGACAUCCAGACAUCUCUGCUCAGUUUCAUUAAUGCAGACACCAUACUGAUUGGCCACAACUUGCAAAAUGACCUCUGUGCUUUAAAGCUUGUUCACAGCACAGUUGUGGACACAGCUGUGGUAUUUCCUCAUUGCCUUGGGUUUCCUCACAAGAGAGCACUCCACAGCCUUGUUGCAGAUCAUCUCAGAAGGAUUAUUCAAAGUGUUUCUGGGCAUGACUCUGGAGAAGAUGCCAUUGCUUGUAUGGAACUAAUGCUGUGGAAGGUAAAGGAAGACUCCAAAGGGAAGAGAUUGUAAUGGGAUUAAAGGAUAACUUUACCUGCUCAUGGAAGGCAUUCCACUACUGACAAGAGAAUUCAUUCAUGUACCUACAUCUAUUCCGUUCAGUAUUAGUUGUGAAAGUUGGUUCUCCUAUGUUGGUGUUUUGGAUUACUUAAUAGCAAUGUCACAUUUCUCUACUUCUCUUUAGAGUGUAUUGCAAUACCUAUGAAUAUUGCAAGAAAUAGAAGGGUGAAUUAAACAAUUUGCUGGAUGUCAAUUUUCAGACUGCAAAAGUAAAAGCAUAUGA
This is a messenger RNA of Scleropages formosus (Asian bonytongue), 3639 nucleotides long. Its product is annotated as RNA exonuclease 1 homolog. Bases 93 to 3368 code for a protein of 1091 amino acids. Gene Ontology annotation, molecular function: metal ion binding; exonuclease activity; nucleic acid binding. The transcript has 17 exons. NCBI's taxonomy places the organism in Eukaryota, Metazoa, Chordata, Actinopteri, Osteoglossiformes, Osteoglossidae. Gene Ontology annotation, cellular component: nucleus. The record is from RefSeq and is a predicted model, not a curated record.